Molecule: messenger RNA, 108 nt
Organism: Linum tenue
Lineage: Eukaryota; Viridiplantae; Streptophyta; Magnoliopsida; Malpighiales; Linaceae
Source: the annotation of a GenBank genome assembly
AUGAUCGACGCGAUUUCCUCAAACCUCAUCUCCACAAUCCAACUCUGCCGCAACUCCUCCAUCUCCGUCUUCUUCACCCGCCACCACCACAACUCACCGGGUAACUAA